Varroa destructor (honeybee mite) is the source of this 1915-nucleotide messenger RNA. Its product is annotated as activator of basal transcription 1-like. Gene Ontology annotation, biological process: endonucleolytic cleavage in 5'-ETS of tricistronic rRNA transcript (SSU-rRNA, 5.8S rRNA, LSU-rRNA); small-subunit processome assembly; endonucleolytic cleavage in ITS1 to separate SSU-rRNA from 5.8S rRNA and LSU-rRNA from tricistronic rRNA transcript (SSU-rRNA, 5.8S rRNA, LSU-rRNA). Gene Ontology annotation, molecular function: RNA binding. Lineage: Eukaryota; Metazoa; Arthropoda; Arachnida; Mesostigmata; Varroidae. Gene Ontology annotation, cellular component: nucleolus. The record is from RefSeq and is a predicted model, not a curated record.
UGUUGCGAUGUCGUUGUUGUGUACCAGGGGAAGUCGGUGAGCAGAUGUGAAACAGGUGAUGAAAAGGUAAAAAGACAAUCCCGAAAGAAGUUCCGUUGUAGGCCUACAAAAAUCGCCGGCGUCGGAAAGCCAACUCGUAUUUGCCGUGAACAUUCUACUACAGAGGGCAGUGAAGAACUUGCAUCACCAAUGGAUAGAAGUAAAUUAAAGCCGUUCUCAGGCUCUGGUCCUAUUUGGACUAUAGCGACGAUGAAAGAACGGAGCAGUAUAAUUGAACCUCAAGAGACCGUAGAAUUCGAAAGUGAUUCUGGCAGUAAGAGGGAAAAACAUAAAGAUGCCGACGAAGAUUGUGACGGUGACGGCGGUAAUACUGAACAACACCAGGAAAAUAGUGAGAAUAAUGGUGUGGAUGAAGAUUUUAUUGAAGAUCCUACCAGUGCGGGUGAAAGCGUCCGGACGACAUCACAGGACGUCCAGUCCUCGAUGUUCGACCAAGUCGAGCCUAUCUAUCAAAACACUAAGAAGAAACACACCCCAGGCAUAAUUUACCUGAGCUAUAUUCCCGAGGGACUAACAGUCGCUAAAGCUCGUGAGAUCCUGUCCGUGUUUGGUAAUGUGGGGCGCAUUUAUUUCGAGCCGAUUAAAAGACUGGACAGGAAGACUCGUCCAAACCAUCGUUUUGCCGAGGGCUGGGUGGAGUUCGAGAAAAAGCGCAUCGCAAAAAUGGUAGCGGAGUCGCUUAACGCUAAGCCGGUGGGGGGCAAACGACGUGCUCCGUACCACGAUGCCCUGUGGUCGAUGAAGUACCUACAUCGUUUCCGCUGGCCACACCUUUCGGAGCGACUGGCCUACGAAAAGGCGGUAAAAGAUCAACGUCUGCGUACCGAGAUAGCCCACGCUAAGCGCGAGGCUAGUUACUAUGCAAGAGCGCUUGAAAGGUCGAUUCGACUACGGAAGAAGCGGAAAAAGGAGAUUAACCAAACGGCUAACUCUGGUAAUGACGGUUCUUUGCUUGAUGCCUACGCUAAUGUGCGACUGAAGAAAACUGAGCGAGAGAUCCGUCAAGCAAAGAACCAGAGCUUACAAGUUGAUAAGAAACUUCUAAUGAGUAUAUUUUCCAAGUAGUCCAAAAACAGAAGGAUAACCGUUUGUAAAGAGAAGCAGGGUGUUGCUAUUCUCUUCAAUUCUUUGUGCGGAAAAUGCGCGUUCUUGUGGUGCAGAGUAGCAGCUUCGGGCCAUAAGUACCUUCGUGAUGUUGAAUUCGCUGAUUCAGAAGAGAAAAUGGAGCGCUAUAGACAAUUAUACGUGUAUAUAUGAAAACAGUAUAUGAAAAAUAAUUAUCGUUAUAUAUAUUCCCGUUAAUAACUAAUAAUAAACUGGCCUAAACACUUUCAACAAAUUCAGCAGUAAAAUGUGGUGGUACAUAGACAUAAGUAAAAAAAUAAAGUGCACUGUAAAUAACUGUUCGUUCUUAAUGGGGCACUCGAUUAAAUAUUCUGUUCGAACAGAAUUGAAAAAAUAUUUUUCGUGUCUUAUGUCCAAUACUUAUGCCAUUAGGUGUUACUUUAAAAGACUGGCCCUGCCAGCAUGAGAUACCUAAAUUAAUUGCAAAUAAUGAAUUAUAAUAGCUUGCUGAGCUCAAACCUGGAUUACGGCGUGUUUAAAUUUAACAGGCAAAAACGUUACCCAGUGCAUUAUCACAGGAACAGUUUAAAUGAACUUGGUGUAAUCUUUUUCCGAGAGCUUAAUAGACAAAAAGCUCGAAGAUAACAGCGUCCGGGCAACAUCGCAUUGUGCAAGAGUAUUCGUCAGAACUCGACCUUGUUUUGCAAAUACCAUAGAAGCUAUUGAUCCAUAGCAUUUCCUAUAAAUAUGGAAAAUACAAAAGUAGGUAUUAUGUAUUGCUGCUGAAAAA